Molecule: messenger RNA, 1583 nt
Organism: Pseudocercospora fijiensis CIRAD86
Lineage: Eukaryota; Fungi; Ascomycota; Dothideomycetes; Mycosphaerellales; Mycosphaerellaceae
Exons: 2
Biological process (GO): protein ubiquitination
Cellular component (GO): CCR4-NOT complex
Molecular function (GO): RNA binding; ubiquitin-protein transferase activity; metal ion binding
Source: RefSeq, a predicted model, not a curated record
CUCCCGUCGUCGAAACACUACCAAGACCACUCUCAUCCGCCCCUGCCGACGACACUACCACCGCCCCAUCUUCCUCACCACCGCACGUCAAUCUGGCGCCGACCACGAGUGACCCUCCCCUCCCCUUGGUGUGCAUUCUGCUUUGCGCCACAGUCUUUGGAGCUCUCUCUCUCCACGCGUCUUGACACCGCAUCCGCACACAUCAUCGUCGCCAUGUCGAGAUCACUGCAGGAUCAGUUCAUCGAUGAUGACGAAGAGGAGACCUGCCCGCUCUGCGUCGAGGAGUUCGACCUCACCGACAAGGGUUUCAGACCGUGUCCCUGCGGCUACCAGAUAUGUCAGUUCUGCUAUCACAAUGUCAAAAACAAUAUGAAUGGCCUGUGUCCGGCUUGUCGACGGCCGUAUCGAGACGAAGACAUCGAGUACAAGGCCAUCACCUCCGAAGAGACCGCUGCCCACAAAGCUCGCCAGGCCCAGAAGCAGAAGAAGACACAACAGCUAUUGCAAAAGGAGAAGCAGAAAGCCGAGGCGGACAACCUCAGCCGCAAGCAUCUGGCCGGAAUGCGAGUGGUGCAAAAGAACUUGGUUUACGUGACCGGUCUCAGUCCCACCACCCAGGAGGACCUGCUAUUGCAAACUUUACGCGGCGACCAGUAUUUCGGACAGUACGGCAAAAUAAUCAAGAUAGUGGUUAGCAAGGCCAAAGACCCCACGCAUCCUCAUUCGGUCGGCGUAUAUGUCACGUACGAACGGAAAGAGGACGCCGCAGCAUGCAUCGCAGCUGUAGAUGGAUCGAAGAAUGGCGACCGGACACUGCGCGCGCAAUUUGGUACUACAAAAUAUUGUUCGGCUUACCUACGAGGAGAGAAUUGCACGAAUCGAAACUGCAUGUUCUUGCAUGAACCCGGCGAGGCAAAUGAAAGCUACUCGCGAGCUGAUUUGUCAGUACUCAAUGCCGGAUCUUCGCAGACUGGCAGUGGGAGACCUCCACCUCCACAGUCGCAGCAACCCAUGGCGUCCGCAGCGCAACCGAUGUUACGGCAAGGAAGCAACGAGCAAGGAGAAUCUUCAGAACGACCUGCGCUUCCAUCCACGGCAAGCUGGGCUUCAAAACCACCACAUCAAAGCCGCGCUGAGAGUCGCAGUACUAGCACUACAUUGGAGAGUCCUGUGCCUGUGCAUCCCGAGCCUGCGCCUGCACCUGCACCUGCGCCUGCUCAGCCAGAACCACAACCAGAGGCAGAAUCUACAUCCGCACCUGCGCCUGCAGUCGAGGAAUCGGAAGUUGAGAGACCCCCCGAGCAACAAGCCAUAGCGGAGCCGAAGAGGUCACAAGUUUCGCCGUUGACCCAUCUUCUGCGGAAUCUGAAGCUCGAGGACUUUAAGUUGGUCUGGUCGAAUUCGUGUCUGUCGCAAGCGGAUCAAGAAGUGAUCAAGAAUUACCCUCCACUCUUUGACGUGGUCGAUGGCCCAAAGCGACGGUUGCGAAAGCAGCAGGAAGCCCAAGAAAAACUCCGGAAAGCACAAGAGGCCCAAUCAUUCCAGCAGCCUCCGGAAGCGGAACCUGAAGACAAUCCCGAAAU